This is a messenger RNA of Nerophis lumbriciformis (worm pipefish), 810 nucleotides long. RefSeq names its product proteasome subunit beta type-11-like. The record is from RefSeq and is a predicted model, not a curated record. NCBI's taxonomy places the organism in Eukaryota, Metazoa, Chordata, Actinopteri, Syngnathiformes, Syngnathidae. Gene Ontology annotation, molecular function: threonine-type endopeptidase activity. Gene Ontology annotation, cellular component: proteasome core complex; cytoplasm.
AUGGCGUUACAAGAACUGUGCGGCUUCAAAGGUGGACAGAAAAGUGGACAUGUGACUUGUGGACUGUUUAGUCCAACCUCAUUCUUUGACUUCUACAUCCCGCCCGGUCUUCACCAAAGACACCUUGGAAAACUUAGUCCCUUCCAGACCUCCUGGACCAACUCACGGCGGGUGUCGCCACCAUUCGCCACGUCUCACGGCACCACCACCCUGGCCUUCACCUUCCAGGGCGGCGUGCUGGCGGCGGCAGACACUCGCUCCAGCUGCAGCGGCCUGGUGGCCAGUCCGGACUCGGACAAGGUGGAGCCCAUCCACAGCCACCUGGUGGCCACCAGCUCGGGCACCUCGGCCGACUGCGGCUUCUGGAAACGUCUUCUGGGGCGGGAACUGCGGCUCUACCAGCUGCGGCACGGACGCCGCUUGUCCACCUGCAGCGCCGCCAAGCUGCUGUGGCACAUGCUCCUCCCCUUCAAGGGCAGCGAGCUGUGUGUGGCCACCACGCUGUGUGGCUGGGACACCGGCCCCGCCCUCUUUUACGUGUGCAGUGACGGCACACGCCUCCAGGGGACGCUCUUCUCCGUGGGCUCCGGGUCGCCCUACGCCUACGCCGUCCUGGACCAGGCGCUGGACUGGCGAAUGACGGAGGAGGAGGCGGUGCUGGUGGCGAAGGAGGCGGUGACGCGGGCGGCGCACAGAGAUGCCUACUCUGGGAACGCGGUGGACGUCUACCACGUGUCCUCCCAGGGCUGGAGGCGCAGGACCAGGGAGGACCUAAAAGACCGCUUGUGUCCAGACCCGGCGCUCAAGUGA